AUGCGAGGCUCCAACCUCCUCCCGAAACAACUGCGCUCCCUGGGCAAAAGCGACAGCUGGCUAAAUCGCACUGUCACUUCCAACCUCCUUGCUAUCUCCAAUUUGGCCUACCAGCACCCGAUCCACACCGUUGUUGCUAUUGCUUUGUUUGCAAGUACCUCGUACGUCGGUCUGCUGCAAGAGAGCUUGUUCGACAGUGGCAUCAAAUCUCUGCAGCAUAAUGGAAGAGUAGAUGUGGAAGCGUUAUUGCAAGGAAGCAGGACAUUGGAAUUGUCCGAGCGGACCGCGUGGAAAUGGCAGUUCCCUGACGAUUCCAGUGUUCCCCUUGGGCCUUUGGGCUCCAACCAUUAUGCCUUGACGACCUUCGUGUUCCCUCAUUCUUCCUCGUCUCACUUGGCUCCCGAAGCCAAUGCUAUUCCUGUACCAUCAAAUGUCUCGGCCGCCAGCAUCCCGACCACUUCAAACUUGCUCUCACCUAUAUCUCACGACACGUCUCUUGCCUUCUACACCUCCUUCUCGGAGCUUCCUGAUUUCCUGCGCGCCGUCCAGGAGCUCCCUGCCCAACAUGCGGCGUCAGACGAUCAAAGCCACCCGUCUUGGACCAUGAAAGCUGUUCGCCUGAAUGGAAAUGGCCCACGUGGUGCCUACCGAACAUGGCUGAGUGAAGGGUGGAGCUCUUUUGUCGAUCUACUGAAACAUGCCGAAACCCUGGACAUUAUCAUCAUGUCGCUUGGUUACUUGUCGAUGCACCUCACCUUUAUAUCCCUUUUCCUGUCGAUGAAACGCCUCGGUUCGAAUGCCUGGCUGGCGAUAUCGGUCUUGUUAUCCAGCCUUUUUGCAUUUCUGUUCGGGUUGGUGACCACAACUAAACUUGGAGUGUCAAUUAACAUGGUUCUAUUGUCUGAAGGCUUGCCGUUUCUGGUGGUCACAAUCGGGUUUGAAAAGUCCAUUAUCCUCACCAAGGCCGUUUUAUCUGCGUCUUACGAUACGAACCGGCGCGGGCUGGAGAACGGAUCCGCGAACGGCAGACCUAGUGGCCCGGUAUCUGCCCCAAACGCCCCGAACUCCAUUCAAGAUGCUAUUCAGAUCGCCGUGAAGGAAACAGGGUUCGAGAUUGUCCGGGACUACGCCAUUGAAAUAGCAAUUCUAAUCUUGGGUGCGGCCUCGGGGAUCCAAGGUGGCCUCAGACAGUUCUGCUUCUUGGCCGCAUGGAUCUUGGUCUUUGACUGUCUUCUGCUUUUUACUUUCUAUACGACCAUCCUCUGCAUCAAACUGGAAAUCAAUCGCAUUAAACGACACAUUGCCCUCCGCAAAGCACUGGAGGAAGAUGGAAUAAAUCAACGUGUCGCCGAAGAUGUUGCCACAAACAAUGACUGGCCCAGCGGACAGUCAAAUCAAGCAGGUGCAUUCAACAUUUUUGGGCAGAAGAUCAAGGCCAGCAGCGUGCCCAAGUUCAAAAUCUGGAUGGUUACUGGGUUUGUCAUUAUCAACGUGAUCAAUCUGUGCACAAUACCUUUCCGAACCGCCCGAAGCAUCAAGGCCCCUGGGGCUGCCAUGCCAAGCGUUUUGACACCCGCUCCUAUUGACCCUUUCAAAGUGGCGGAAAAUGGCCUGGACGCGAUAUACGUGGCUUGCAAAAGUCAAAAGCUCGAUACCUAUGUCACUGUUCUACCGCCAAUUAAAUACGACUUCGACAAUCCUACGAUUCAUCACUCUGAAUCGCCAGAUGAUAUCGGGUUCUUUGAUUACGAGUACACGGACCAGUUCCUCAACGUGGUCGGUGGAAGGGUGAUUGAAGGGGUUCUCAGCAGUCUUGAAGACCCCGUACUUAGCAAAUGGGUUUUGAUUGCUCUCACUCUCAGUUUGAUCCUGAACGGAUAUCUGUUCAACGCCGCCCGCUGGAGUCUCAAGGAACCGCAGUCUGCGACAAGCUCACCAGCAGCUUUCAAACCGCCACAACUCGAGCUGCCUCUGACGCCAAGGCCUCGAAAAGUCAGCCUUGAUAUUCUGCGCCACUCAGGGAGCAACUCGGGGAGGUCACAAGCAGAGUGCGAGCAGAUGCUCAAAGACAAGAAAGCCGCCUAUUUGAUGGACGAGGAGCUAAUUGACUUGUCCCUGAGAGGCAAGAUUCCGGGUUAUGCCAUCGAGAAGACACUGGAAAACCCGGAAGUCAUGACCAGAGGUGAAGCAUUCAUUCGAGCGGUCAAGAUCCGCAGAGCAGUCGUGUCGCGGACGCGGGCGACAAAGAAUUUUGCGUCUGCUCUGGAGACCUCCAAGACUCCCUACAGGGACUUUAACUACGAGCUCGUUCAUGGCGCAUGCUGUGAAAAUGUCAUUGGUUACCUGCCUUUGCCCCUGGGGGUUGCUGGUCCGUUGAUCAUAGACGGGGAGAGCUACUUUUUGCCAAUGGCCACUACUGAAGGUGUGCUUGUGGCAAGCACGAGUCGAGGGUGCAAAGCCAUCAAUGCUGGUGGCGGUGCCGUCACCGUGGUUACCGGCGAUGGAAUGACUCGAGGCCCAUGUGUUGGCUUUCCCACUUUGGCUCGAGCUGGUGAAGCAAAGGUGUGGCUUGACUCGGAAGAGGGCCAGCGGAGAAUGCGCGAAGCGUUCAAUUCUACCAGCCGAUUUGCUCGGUUGCAGUCAAUGAAGACGGCUUUGGCGGGAACGUAUCUUUACAUCAGAUUUAAGACGACGACCGGGGAUGCCAUGGGCAUGAACAUGAUUUCUAAAGGCGUCGAAAAGGCUCUUUCAGUGAUGGCCACUGAGUGCGGGUUUGAUGACAUGGCGACGAUAUCCGUGUCUGGGAACUUCUGCACCGACAAGAAACCCGCAGCGGUAAAUUGGAUUGACGGAAGGGGGAAAUCCGUGGUUGCAGAAGCCAUCAUUCCAGGAGAUGUGGUACGCAAUGUUCUCAAGAGCGAUGUGAAUGCGCUGGUGGAACUCAACGUGGCCAAAAAUCUGAUCGGCAGUGCAAUGGCGGGCAGUAUUGGAGGCUUCAAUGCUCACGCCUCGAACAUUGUGACCGCCAUGUUCUUGGCCACGGGCCAAGACCCGGCGCAAAACGUCGAAAGCGCCAACUGCAUCACGAUAAUGAAGAACAACAACGGAAACCUCCAAAUUAGUGUGUCAAUGCCUUCGAUUGAGGUUGGCACAAUCGGUGGAGGAACCAUUCUCGAAGCACAAUCCUCAAUGCUCGAAAUGCUCGGAGUGCGAGGAGCCCAUCCAACAAACCCGGGCGACAAUGCUCGCAAAUUGGCCAGAAUCAUUGCAGCCGGUGUUCUCGCUGGGGAGCUCAGUCUCUGCAGCGCCCUUGCGGCAGGCCAUUUGGUCAAGGCACAUAUGGCACACAAUCGCAGCACGGUGCCCACGAGGGCAACGACGCCCGUGUCAGCUGCAGUUGAGCCUUUUCUUCGCGCGCAAAACGGACCAACCAUACCUUCCUCCCUUAAAAUGACGAAUGGAAGAUGA
This is a messenger RNA of Cladophialophora psammophila CBS 110553, 3468 nucleotides long. Its product is annotated as hydroxymethylglutaryl-CoA reductase (NADPH). Gene Ontology annotation, biological process: ergosterol biosynthetic process; isoprenoid biosynthetic process; coenzyme A metabolic process. The transcript is spliced from 3 exons. Gene Ontology annotation, cellular component: endoplasmic reticulum membrane; peroxisomal membrane. NCBI's taxonomy places the organism in Eukaryota, Fungi, Ascomycota, Eurotiomycetes, Chaetothyriales, Herpotrichiellaceae. Gene Ontology annotation, molecular function: hydroxymethylglutaryl-CoA reductase (NADPH) activity; protein binding. Bases 1 to 3468 code for a protein of 1155 amino acids. The record is from RefSeq and is a predicted model, not a curated record.